Molecule: messenger RNA, 708 nt
Organism: Diaporthe batatas
Lineage: Eukaryota; Fungi; Ascomycota; Sordariomycetes; Diaporthales; Diaporthaceae
Exons: 1
Coding region: 1-708 (235 amino acids)
Source: RefSeq, a predicted model, not a curated record
AUGCCUGAAAAGCAAGCGACACAGGAGGAAGGGUGUUUUGCGGUCACAUUUGAGAGAAAAUACUACCACCGUGGAGGAUCCUUCAUCAAGAGAACCUUGAGGCCCAGGGAGUUCCGCACCGGGCAUCGAGGUCUUCAUAUACCUCGCUUUCGGAAGGAGAGCGUUAUGAAUGAAGCAGAGUCAUUGCGGUAUAUUCGCCAAAACACCAACAUUCCAGUCCCGACGGUAUACUGCGACUUCGAGGACGACGAUGCUUAUUACCUGGUCACGGAGUACGUCGAGGGUGUGAGCAUGUCGGACCUGACAGAGGACCAGAAGGCCGUCGUGCGUGAGGAGCUCCGGGGCCAUCUCGCGACGCUCCGGACCCUCAGGUCCAACAGGCUUGGUGGGCCGUUGGGGAUCGUGAUCCCCCCGUAUCGAGUCCUGCGGCACACAGAGACGGACCGCUGGCGCUUGAAACCCUCCGAUCAUGACGAAUAUGUGUUCUGCCACAACGACUUGUCCCAGCAGAACGUCAUUGUCGACCCGGAAAUGUUGAGGAUUAAUGCCAUCAUCGACUGGGAGUACGCGGGGUUCUACCCGGCUCGCUUCGAGUGGCCGUUUUACACUAGACUUGGCCCUUCUGUUGCUGGGAAGGACGAAGUUGAUGAUUCCAUAGAGCUGCUUGAUUUCCUCAAAUCACAAAGCGAAAAUAGAGACGGGGUCUGA